UGGAGUGUAUUUUUAUUAUUUGUAACUUAGAAGGCGAAUGUAUCGUUUCGUUUCAUGUCGUAAAUUGUUCGUAUUUUUUAGUUGUGUAGUCCCGUAUUAUGGCGCCGCUGUCUCACUGUUUAUGUCCCUGGUUAUAGCUAGUUUAUAUAUAUUUCGUUUAUAUUGUUGUCAUUGUUUAUAGUAAGUGUCUUUUUAUAAUAUUCUGUUGCAUGUUUCGUCGUGUUUGGUUUGUUAUCCGUGAAUUAGGGACUAUUUGUUUACGUGUAGCGUGUGAGGUGUGUGGAAGUCGGGUUCCGGCUUGUUCAACUCUGUCUUUUGUGUGUAAAGCUGCGGUGAAGGGAGCAGGCAGUCUCUCUGGUCAUCCAGUGAAAAGAAUAGCAAAUUCGCACCAUCCAGCCUUAUUUAUUUUGUGUUCGUCGUAGUCCUGGACGUAGUCCGAAAUUGGGUGUUGUGUUUGAUGUAAAAAGUUUGUUUCGUUUGGUUCUGUUUUGUGUCAGUUUAUAUCUAUUCUUUUUUUAUAACUUUUGGUUCCAUGCAAUAAAUUUUAUUAACUGUAAAAGUUUUUGUUUUAUUUUAGUAGCUUAUUAUUUAGACUAAGGUUAGGGUUCAACCACUGUGGGUUCUACCACGGUUGCACUGACCGGACAGAUUAGUUAGUUAAGCCUAGAAGGGUAGAUUUUAAGGUAUCCCCCCCUAGCAGGGCUUACAAAUUGGUAGCACGAGUGGGGUCAGUGCUUUAGUCUAGUUAAAUUUUUGUUUUUUUGCUAGGGCUAGGUGUAGCUUAGUUAAAUUUUUUGUUUUGAUAGGCCCUUUUUGGAACCAUAUGUGUUUAGUUUUUGUUUAGUGUAGGAAUUGUUUGUAGUCUCAACACCCAAUUAGGACGAGAUGGCGGAGGCUGCAUCGACCAACAUAAUCAUCGUCCCACCCAGGGAGGUCCACAUUAGGAGGUUUCAUGGAGACAGCCAUGCCUCUGAGGUGGAUCGCUUCAUUGAAGAAGUCCGGGCUGCCUGGAAGGUCAGGAAGGAUCUCACGGCCGAUGAGCAGAAGGACCUCCUCUGGCAGUACCUGGGCGAGGCAGUGCGGGAGGAGCUGAGUUGCAGGGGUGACGACCUGAACCGCGACCCGGAAGCCACCAUCAGGCUCCUCCGGGAGGUGUAUGGCGAGAAGAGGAGCGUCUCGCAGCUCAUGGCUCAAUUCCAAACGGUGCAACAGGGCCCACAUGAGUCAGUGAGGGCCUACUCACACCGCCUACACCGGGCAUUCAAGACCCUUGUUGCAAGGCAGGGCACCCUGCAGGUCCCACAGACCGACACGGAAUUUCUUCGGGACCAGUUCCUUGAAAACCUGAGCCAGUCCUCGGUCCGACGUCAGCUCCAAGAACUUGUGUUCCACGACCCCAAAACCCCCUUUAUGGCUCUACGAGACGCAGCCAUCAGGUGGUCCGGAGAUGAGGAUCCAGGGGCAGAACCUGCCUAUGUAGCAGCUCUACAGGCCCGCCCCAAGGAAGAACCAGCCUUGCCCAGAUCCAAGCUAGAAGACAAGGUAGACAGGCUAGCAGAGCAGCUGUCAGCCCUGUUGACCCAUUUGGCCCAGAACCCCCCUGCUGCCUUUCCCCAAGUGCCAGCUGGUCGAAGGGUACUCCGCCGACGUCCAGAGGCGGAAACAAGAACAUGUUACAAUUGCCACCAACAAGGCCACUUAGCCCGUCAUUGCCGGCUUGCAAAAAACGGGGGCCCUCAGUAGAUCGGAGU
Physella acuta is the source of this 1751-nucleotide messenger RNA. RefSeq lists its product as uncharacterized. The record is from RefSeq and is a predicted model, not a curated record. NCBI's taxonomy places the organism in Eukaryota, Metazoa, Mollusca, Gastropoda, Physidae. Gene Ontology annotation, molecular function: zinc ion binding; nucleic acid binding.